Parastagonospora nodorum SN15 is the source of this 504-nucleotide messenger RNA. RefSeq lists its product as hypothetical. The transcript has 2 exons. The coding region runs from base 1 to 504 and encodes 167 amino acids. The record is from RefSeq and is a predicted model, not a curated record. Lineage: Eukaryota; Fungi; Ascomycota; Dothideomycetes; Pleosporales; Phaeosphaeriaceae.
AUGUCUCCAGCAAAGUUUCUCCCGGAAGACUACGCUUUCUUCAUUCUCUCUCAGAGGAUACAUGAGUAUCACGGUCUUGCCAGAUCGCUGGCAAGGGUCAUCUGCAAUGGCAAGCGAUCAACGUGGACCACGGAUGCUCCCGACGGCACCGAUCCCGAGGAUUUCGCCCGCGCAAUCGCCACCCUCAUCGCAACGAGACUGUCCGAGCUUCAUGUCCCCGUGCAUCGGAUUUUCGAAGAAGGGGACGACAUCUUGGGCGAAGAAUUCAGGGAGGAGCUAGGCACACACGUCGGGUGCGUCAUCGUCGUAUCUCUCAACAUGCGCGACUUGGCUAUAAAACGCCAAUUGGGUCGACGCCGUCAGGAUGCAUUGGCGGAUUUGGUGCAGGCCCGAGAUCACACAGUAUUUCUGAUGCUGUGUGAGAGGGAGCUACAUAUCGAGGUUUGCGGUGAGAGUAAUGGGCGUGACAUCAUUACUCAGAUGCUUGUACAAAAGGAAUGGUAA